This is a messenger RNA of Triticum turgidum subsp. durum (durum wheat), 1032 nucleotides long. The record is from the annotation of a GenBank genome assembly. Lineage: Eukaryota; Viridiplantae; Streptophyta; Magnoliopsida; Poales; Poaceae.
AUGGCUUCCGGGGCCGCGGCCGCCGCACGUCGCCUUCUGCUGUUGCGCCACCGCCGCCACCACCUCGUUCCCAAUCACCACUUCUCUUCCUCCUCGGCGGACGAAUUGCUGGACGGGGGCCGCGUCAAGAUCUUCGAUCGCGAUCUGAAGCGCCGACACCGGGACCGGGCGGCGUGGGCGAUGCGGGAAACUGAUCCACUGGUAGACGCGGUCGCAGAUAACCUCCUCGACCGCCUCGAGGACUGCAGGAAGGCGUUCCCCUCGGCACUCUGCCUCGGCGGUUCGGCUGGCGCCGUCCGCCGGUCGCUUCGCGGCCGCGGUGGAAUCGAGAAAUUGACCAUGAUGGACAUGUCGGUAGACAUGGUGAACAAGUGGCGGGAGUUGGAGAGUGCUACUGACGACGGCCCCGAGAUGAACUUUAUCGUUGGAGAUGAAGAGUAUCUUCCUAUCAAAGAGAACUCCCAGGAUUUGAUAAUGAGCUGUCUUGGACUUCAUUGGACAAAUGAUCUACCUGGAGCAAUGAUACAGUGUAGGUUGGCGUUGAAGCCUGAUGGCCUUUUUCUUGCAGCAAUUCUUGGCGGGGAGACUCUGAAGGAACUAAGAAUUGCAUGCACAAUUGCUCAAAUGGAACGUGAGGGAGGCAUCAGUCCUCGAAUGUCGCCAUUAGCACAAGUCCGUGAUGCAGGAAACCUUUUGUCAAGGGCAGGCUUCGCCCUUCCAGGAGUUGAUGUAGAUCGAUAUACAGUCAAGUACAAUAGUGCUCUUGAACUUGUGGAACAUCUUAGAGCAAUGGCAGAAACAAAUGCUCUCUUUCAAAGAAGCCCUAUAUUAAAGAGAGAUACAGCACUAGCUACUGCAGCCAUUUACCAGUCAAUGUUUGGGUUAGAAGAUGGAACCAUUCCAGCAACCUUUCAGGUAAUUUACAUGACUGGGUGGAAGGAGCAUUCAUCACAGCAAAAGCCUAAGAGAAGGGGUUCUGCCACUGUAUCAUUUGGUGACAUAAGGAAACAAUUUGGUUCCAACCAAGACUGA